Alternaria alternata is the source of this 903-nucleotide messenger RNA. RefSeq lists its product as hypothetical. The record is from RefSeq and is a predicted model, not a curated record. The transcript has 2 exons. The coding region runs from base 1 to 525 and encodes 174 amino acids. Lineage: Eukaryota; Fungi; Ascomycota; Dothideomycetes; Pleosporales; Pleosporaceae.
AUGCCAGCCCUGUCACGAGACGAGUGUGAAAAAUUGAUAGCAAACACGAGGCUUCUGGCAAGGGUUGCUGAGCAUCUGAAACGGCAUCAAGUCUGUCUACGAAUCGUCACCCACCAUGGCCGUUCAGCAACUCAACUGGCUGCCCCCAAUCUUCAAGCCAAAGACCUCCACCCGCCUAUCCAGGCGCAAGCGCCCGUAAUAGCCCACCAUGUCUCCGUGCCGGAUCAGCCCAACUUUGCAAGGCCGCCGACGCCGGUUCUUUGCAAGAAUAAGUCUGCGCGUAUUGAAUGCGUCCGUCGCGACGUUAUACAUAUGCAAGCCUACGCACCCCGCAACCGCAACAAGCGUCAAAACGCUCCUAACCAACAGAUCGCGCCGUUGAGCUUACCAGAUUCACUAUACUAUCGCAUCAGCCAGGACUGCUUCAUUUGCGCAUCUGGACUGGUCCUCCGCUUUCAAGACGGCUCAUCCGCGAAAGCCCCACUGAGGCGACUCACGGAGGAAGCCCCGCGCUUGGACGGUUGACCCUGAGGGAAGAAUAGACGGGACGCGUGAGCAAGCUCGAGUAUAAUAUCACUCGUCGUCUCGUUGCUCCCUGUACGCGUCGUUGUCGAUUUUCCUGGUCCUAACUGCGAUAUCCCUGCACAGCCCCAGCUCGGGCUUUGCCGCUGCGCCACACCCAUCUACGAUCCUCGGGCCCGCCGAUAGAUGUGGCACACGAGAAAGAGUCUGAAGACCUCACCGUAACUCUGCACGGGGACGUAGGACUGCAUGUACUUUGUGGCUGGAUGACUUAUAUUGAUGGACUUGCAAUCUCACGCCUUUGUAAUAUUCCGAAUCGCCACCCCCGUCCCGUUAUUCUAGUCUUCCCGCCAUCAGCCGCUCGCACCGUCAAUUCGCUUC